Molecule: messenger RNA, 204 nt
Organism: Orbilia oligospora ATCC 24927
Lineage: Eukaryota; Fungi; Ascomycota; Orbiliomycetes; Orbiliales; Orbiliaceae
Exons: 4
Coding region: 1-204 (67 amino acids)
Biological process (GO): ribosomal small subunit assembly; translation; maturation of SSU-rRNA
Cellular component (GO): cytosolic small ribosomal subunit; ribosome
Molecular function (GO): structural constituent of ribosome
Source: RefSeq, a predicted model, not a curated record
AUGGAAGGAAAGACCCCAGUCAAGUUGGUCAAGGUUACCAAGGUUCUCGGUCGUACCGGUUCCCGUGGAGGUGUCACCCAAGUUCGUGUCGAAUUCUUGGACGACAAGACCCGAAGCAUCAUCCGAAACGUCAAGGGACCCGUCAGAGAAGACGACAUCCUCUGCCUCCUCGAAUCUGAACGUGAAGCUAGAAGAUUAAGAUAG